Molecule: messenger RNA, 926 nt
Organism: Vanessa tameamea
Lineage: Eukaryota; Metazoa; Arthropoda; Insecta; Lepidoptera; Nymphalidae
Gene: Tbca
Product: tubulin-specific chaperone A
Exons: 2
Coding region: 47-385 (112 amino acids)
Biological process (GO): post-chaperonin tubulin folding pathway; tubulin complex assembly
Cellular component (GO): microtubule cytoskeleton; cytosol
Molecular function (GO): beta-tubulin binding
Source: RefSeq, a predicted model, not a curated record
UGUCAUUAUUACUUGUCACUUUUUAUUUUACACUGUGACUUCAACAAUGGCAGAUCCGCGCAUCAGGCAAAUAAAAAUUAAAACCGGCGUCGUUAAACGUAUCGCUAAGGAAAAAGUCGUAUACGAAAAAGAGGUAGAACAACAGAAAAAUAGAAUACAAAAAAUAAAAGACGAAGGACAGGACGAACACAACAUAAGGAAGCAGGAGGAGGUUCUUCAGGAGUCGCUUAUGAUGGUCCCUGAUUGCCAGCGGCGACUGGCGAAGGCUUUUGCAGACCUUAAAAAUACUCUAGAAAGUGAACAAGACUUAAAGGAACACGAGGAUUAUAUUGCAGCCGAGCAAGUAUUAAAAGACGCUGAGUCCCAGCUGCCAGAGUUAACAUAAACUCUUAAUAAUUAAUUUUUAAUAUUUAGUUUUAUACAUUUAAAGUAAUCAUGUCCCAAAACCCCAGCUAUUUUAAUAAUUUUCGAUGCAACUUUACAUUCCAAAGUCAUAUGCCUCUUCGUUAUCCUUUUCCACCCCCUACUCAUAUGCCACCUCCUGAAAUAUCAGAUAAAGAAUUUAUAAGAAAAUUUCAAGAUGCCAUGCCUCCAGCAAAACCAAAGCCAAAGGUGAAUAAAACGAAAAUAUGGAAAAUGAAGGCUGAUGUAAUCCGCCUUCUUGGAGCUCUCCAUGACAUCAAACUUCAAGAAGAAACAUUGUCGACAAAUCAUAGUUUGUCAGAUGAGGAGUGGCAGUCUGCUCUUCAAAAUAUAAAUGUCAAUAAAAAAGUUCUCAAAGAUACAAUCAUAAAAAUAUCCAAGUCUGGUUUAAAUAUUAGCAAGAAACUCGUCUGCAAGAGAAGGGCUAAAAGAUUGCGUUUGAAACGUAAGAAGGAAGAGAUGAAAGAAGAACGGAAGGAAUGGAUCAGACAGAAUAAAGAGAA